UCUGGAGCAGCCCUUCCCGGGAAUCAAACCUCCACCGAGCACCGACAGCCUGCACGGAGCACACAGCCAGCACACAUCCGGGUUUAGGGGCUGUCACCGCGGCUCUCCGGACAGAGUCUCCCCGCAGAGAGGCUGCAGCGCUCCGAGAGGCACACGGACUGAUUCUGCCGGUGAAAACACGGAAACACGGAUCAAACCGGGAGGGGAGAUGGACCGAGAUGAUCUGAAGGCCUGAUGGGAGCUGCGACACAUCCAGACCUGGAGCUCAAAGGCGGAUUUACCACCAGGCAGAGACUGAUCAGCGAGUGAGCAGGCUCCUCCUCCCUCCUGGUCUGGAUUAAAGCCCAUCAGGAUCAUGAAUCGCCCCCCCUCUCCCCCCUCCCCUCCUGUAAUCCGGAUUUAACCGAGCUGGAUUUAAGACUCCGAUCUGAUCUGGAUUACUCCGCUGCUCCUGGUUCUGACCGGGUCUCAUCCGUGAUCUUAGACGCCGUCCCGGUCCUGGUCCCGUUUGUGGAGUUCUGCCAACGUCAUGCCGACGUCACGGCCCGGGUCGGAGCCCGUGGAGUUCUGGGUGGACGGGUCUAGGCGGGACGGGACUGUGGAGGAGUUCUACACCCUGAGCUCUGAGCUGGGCAGAGGAGCGACGUCCAUCGUGUAUCGCUGUGAGGAGAAACAAACUCAGAAACCCUACGCUCUCAAAGUGCUCAAGAAAACGAUCGAUAAGAAAAUAGUUCGGACUGAAAUCGGCGUCCUGCUGCGUCUUUCACACCCAAACAUCAUCCAGCUGAAGGAGAUCUUUGAGACUGACACUGACAUCGCUUUAGUGCUGGAGCUGGUGACGGGAGGAGAGCUGUUUGACAGGAUCGUGGAGCGUGGGUACUACAGCGAGAGGGACGCUGCUCAUGUCAUCAAACAGAUCCUGGAGGCCGUGGCGUAUCUACACGAGAACGGUGUUGUGCACCGUGACCUGAAACCAGAGAACCUGCUGUACGCCGACCUGUCGCUGGACGCUCCGCUGAAGAUCGCGGACUUCGGUCUGUCCAAAAUCAUCGACGACCAGGUGACCAUGAAGACCGUCUGUGGCACGCCGGGGUACUGCGCUCCAGAGAUCCUGAGAGGAAACGCCUACGGCCCCGAGGUGGACAUGUGGUCGGUGGGCGUCAUCCUCUACAUCCUACUCUGCGGCUUCGAGCCGUUCUUUGACCCGAGGGGGGAUCAGUACAUGUACAGCCGCAUCCUCAACUGCGACUACGAGUUUGUGUCUCCAUGGUGGGACGAGGUUUCUCUCAACGCCAAGGACCUGGUCAGUAAGCUGAUCGUCCUGGACCCUCAUAAGCGUCUGAGUGUUCGGGAGGCCCUGCAGCACCCAUGGGUGCUGGGUAAGGCUGCUCGCUUCUCCCACAUGGACACCACCCAGAGGAAGCUGCAGGAGUUCAACGCUCGACGCAAACUGAAGGCCGCCAUGAAGGCCGUGGUCGCCACCAGCCGGAUGCACGAAGGUUCACGGCGUCGCACUGACAGCUGUGAGAUCCCUGGCUCAGGGACUUCCAGGCAGAGCAGUAUGCAGCAAGACCCGCCUCCUGAAUCAUCAAGCCCCGCCCCAUCAGACAAAGAGUCACCACCCUUAGAUCAGCAGACACCACAGGAAGGAGGAUCAAAAACCGCCGACCCUAGUGCCCCCAGCCCGUCGUCUCCACGCAGCCCCAAACCACCAGCUUCUGACAUCACGCCUACAGGCCCCGCCCCCAUCAGACCUCCGCUGCGAGCCGACGGGCUCCGACAGGCGUCUAUGGUCCCUAAAACCAUGCAGGUCCAGCCCCGGAUGCCGCAGAAGAGCUGCUCCGUGGUCGAGCCCGCCCCUAGAGUAGAGACCACGCCAACUCUGACCACACCCCCAAGCCCUAACAGCCUCAUCAACGGUUUCACACCCGGGACUGGUCCACCCAGUAAGACCGCCCACUGCCAGUGAUCGCAUGAAGGAACAUAAAAAUCACCAAACCCUGAGUUCAGCUUUUUAUUCAUCUUUAAAAAUAUCAUGUAUCAUUUAACGGGACCAACAAACACGGAAACUAAAAUAUUCAUAACACCCAGAGCUAACAUGUAACCUGAACUCUGCUGAUGCUGUUUGCUAACGUCCUAACAGCAGCGUGCUCUCUGAGGGUUUACCUGAAGCUUUAACACUGGUCUGUUUUUACUGAUGAGCUGCUGGUUUCAGUGGGAAGGCUGGACAGGAUGCACGAGGUGAAAACAACAUUUACCGUCCCAAAUCAGGACCUAACAGUACCCUCUGCUCUGAACGCUGAGCUGAGAAAAUAACCAAACGUUUUCACCUCUAACAAGGGUCGUUACCAUAACCAGAAUUUUUACUUUGUACAAAAAUCAAGCAGUAUUGGUAGCUGUUUUAUUAUAACGGCAACAAAAAGGGAAGUCCUAGGCUCUCAGAGCCAGGCGUGGGCCAAUUCAUAAAGUUUUCUCAAGACACUUUACAAAGAGGGCAGGUCUAGACCAUGCUCUCCAUUGUGGCCUAAUGUGGUAGACCAGUAUCAACCAGUGAUAGCAGUUAAAACAUUAAUUUCAGUCAAAAUUAACAGAAGGUAAUAUUUAAGUUGGAAUAUCAGUGAAAUUUCACAGAUCUGAACCAUGAAACAACUGAGUCCAGCUUCCUACUGCUGUAGGGGAAGUUGAUGGUUUUGGUGUCCACCUGCAGGCUUUUACCAUUUUAUUUUAUUUAAAGAAACUGGCUGGUUGUAUCCUGACACGCCACAUCAGUAUUAAUUUUGGAAGCUGUUUUUUAUU
This is a messenger RNA of Cheilinus undulatus (humphead wrasse), 2796 nucleotides long. Its product is annotated as calcium/calmodulin-dependent protein kinase type IV. Gene Ontology annotation, biological process: protein phosphorylation. Lineage: Eukaryota; Metazoa; Chordata; Actinopteri; Labriformes; Labridae. The record is from RefSeq and is a predicted model, not a curated record. The transcript is spliced from 12 exons. The coding region runs from base 530 to 1969 and encodes 479 amino acids. Gene Ontology annotation, molecular function: calcium/calmodulin-dependent protein kinase activity; ATP binding; calmodulin binding.